Diceros bicornis minor is the source of this 1783-nucleotide messenger RNA. RefSeq names its product BRISC and BRCA1 A complex member 1 (gene BABAM1). The record is from RefSeq and is a predicted model, not a curated record. Gene Ontology annotation, cellular component: BRCA1-A complex; BRISC complex; nuclear body. Gene Ontology annotation, biological process: double-strand break repair; protein K63-linked deubiquitination; mitotic G2 DNA damage checkpoint signaling. Bases 486 to 1589 code for a protein of 367 amino acids. NCBI's taxonomy places the organism in Eukaryota, Metazoa, Chordata, Mammalia, Perissodactyla, Rhinocerotidae. The transcript is spliced from 9 exons.
GGUGGUGAAAGCUGCGGGACCCGUACCCGGAGGCUCAGCUCCCUUACCCCAGAGGUCCAGCUGUCGCCUUCAGCUCCGGUUUCUUCUCCUGUCUAGCUGCUACGCCUCUUGCUUCAGCUGAAGCUUUGUUUUCCUUAGAGGUUGUGGGGGCCGCCAUCCCGGGCAGCCCGCACCCAUUGCCCAGAUAGGCAGACUGUUCCAUUGGCAUCCUAUCUUUGCUCACAGAGACCUGUAACACCCCGAUCCGUGCCCCUCCCCUGUGCAGAUAUUCCCCAGGCAGCCCAGCGCCCACUGGGGAGAAUCCUAGAGGUUAUUCCUUUAUUCACCAAGACAUUUUCAGUUUCAGGUAACAGAAAGCCCAAUUCAGUCUGGCUUAAGAAAGAGAGGGAAGUUAGUGGCUUGUAGAACUGGUUCCAGACGUAGCUGGAUCCAGGUGCUCAGAAGUCUGCCUGCCGGUUUUCUGGGGAAGGAUCCUGGCUUCCCCCAUGGCUGCUCCAUCCAGCAACUCAGGAGCCAUGGAGGUGGUGGAGCCCAGCAGCCCCACCGAGGACGAGGAGGAGGAGGAAGAGGAGCAGUCCUCGGAGCCCAGGCCCCGCACGCGCUCCAACCCGGAGGGGGCCGAGGACCGGGCACUGGGGGCCCAGGCCAGCGUGGGCAGCCGCAGCGAGGGUGAGGGUGAGGCGGCCAGUGCUGAUGACGGGACCUCCAACCCUCCAGGAGCUGGCCCCAAGCCCUGGCAGGUGCCUCUGCCGGCCCCUGAGAUCCAGGUGCGGACGCCAAGGGUCAACUGUCCAGAGAAGGUGAUCAUCUGUCUGGACCUGUCGGAGGAAAUGUCCCUGCCAAAAUUGGAGUCAUUCAACGGCUCCAAAACCAACGCCCUCAACGUCUCCCAGAAGAUGAUCGAGAUGUUUGUGCGGACAAAACACAAGAUUGACAAAAGCCAUGAAUUUGCACUGGUGGUAGUGAAUGACGAUAUUGCCUGGCUGUCUGGCCUGACCUCUGACCCCCGCGAGCUCUGCAGCUGCCUCUAUGACUUGGAGACGGCCUCCUGCUCCACCUUCAAUCUGGAAGGUCUCUUCAGCCUCAUCCAGCAGAAGACGGAGCUGCCAGUCACGGAGAAUGUGCAGACAAUCCCGCCCCCGUACGUGGUCCGCACCAUCCUUGUGUACAGCCGUCUGCCCUGCCAGCCCCAGUUCUCCCCGACGGAGCCCAUGAAGAAAAUGUUCCAGUGCCCGUAUUUCUUCUUCGACAUUGUUUAUAUCCACAACGGCACUGAUGAGAAGGAGGAGGAGAUGAGCUGGAAGGUGAGCGGCCAAGGCAGGUGUGCGGGUGGCAGGACAUGUUUGCCUUCAUGGGCAGCCUGGAUACCAAGGGUACCAGCUACAAGUAUGAGGUGGCGCUGGCUGGGCCAGCCCUGGAGCUACACAACUGCAUGGCCAAGCUGUUGGCUCACCCGCUGCAGCGGCCCUGCCAGAGCCACGCCUCCUACAGCCUGCUGGAGGAGGACGACGACGCCACCGAGGUCGAGGCCACUGUCUGAAGCAUCCCUGCAGGGCCAACCUUCUCAUACCAUGAAGCCCUUGGCAUAGAGUGCUGGUUCUCUGCUGGACUCCGGGAGACCGCUGGCGCAGGGGUUCCAGGAGGCACCCAGGAAGCAUCCCUGGGACUCUGGGCACCCAUCACCCAUAUUUCCCAGCCCAUGUCACACUGCCAGUUUGUCAGUUGUAAUUUUUGUUGUUCCCUGUGUUUUGUCAACAAAAUAAAAAUCUGAGAAUCCUGUGGA